This is a messenger RNA of Kockovaella imperatae, 6017 nucleotides long. RefSeq lists its product as hypothetical. NCBI's taxonomy places the organism in Eukaryota, Fungi, Basidiomycota, Tremellomycetes, Tremellales, Cuniculitremaceae. The record is from RefSeq and is a predicted model, not a curated record. The transcript has 4 exons. Bases 307 to 5967 code for a protein of 1886 amino acids.
GAAACAGGGUUGAAAAAUGGGAUUUCAUUAAUUGGAUACGGUAUAUGGGGCAGCCAAGGUGGUCAACAUUGGACUCGACACACUGAACAGACUAUCGAACAACGUCCCUUGACCAUGACAGCUUCUAGUCUGCAUGGAAUAUCUGGCUGAAUAGCAUGUCUGCACGACCUACCUCAUACCUCACGCUGUCGAGCUACCUGCUGCCGUCACUCUCAUCAAGGCACGCACACAAUUGACCCCCUCGACACACUUUUUGGACUAUAAGAACGCUCUGGCGCUUGAAGCUUCAUUUCUUCUCUUUCCAUCAUGGCGAGAGAGGUAUCUGUCGAGUCCAUCUUUGCGCAUCCUCGACCUUCCACGGGAAGCUCUCGGAUACCCGUCCCGAUUCCCUCGGGGUCAACAUCAAAAUUACCGGUAGCUUCGCAACCGAGAGUCAGGGCCAGGGUUGCUCGAGCAGCUUUAGGAGAGAUACAUGAUCCUUCGAACCUCGGUACCAGGAUGAGUGCGACACCGUCGACCAAGAGGAAGUUCAUCAAGCCUCGUGGGACGCCAAGGCCUGGCAAGCUCGACCCAACUUCGUCAGCCGCUCAAUCCAACUCACCCCGUCCUGUCGCCACCUCGUCAAGCCGAUUUCAUCAUCAGACAACGCAUUCCUUUCAAUUGGAAGAUGGAGAGGAGACAAUGCUGAUGGAUGUCCAACCUCCUUCAUCCUUCAGCGGGAUCUCCUCGCCGGAGCCUUUCCCCAUGCCAGAUCAAUCAUCCGUCACAGAGCGCUCUUUUGUUCGCUCGAGUCGCGUGGGACCAGGAAAACUAAUGACACCGUUGAACAGUCAACAAAGCAACGCUGAUCACUCGCUACUCGAGACCACCUCGAUACCUCAUCCUGCACUCCGACGUCUCCCAACACCUCCUUCAUCACAGUCUGGGCCCUCCUCUCCACCUUCCAAGCCCAGCCACAAGGUCCGCUCGAGAGCCAUUUAUUCCCCACCGCGCCCCCAACAACAUGUGCACUCCCCUUCCGAACCAUCUCCCAAUCCUCGGAGCAAGAAGUCGCCCAAGUUAGACUCCGCUUCCACCUUCAUCACUGCUGGCAAGCCAAUCAGUCGAUUCUCAGCUACCCCCGCCCAUGCGUCAGGACUUCUGAGCACCCCACAAACCGCCUCCCAGGUUUCCGCCACAGCUCGAGCUAGUGCGACAGCACAGAACAAGAGACGCCAAUCGGCUCGACCUACAAUGUCACCUGUCAGUACUCCCCAGGAGGUAAAAGGCAGCAGAAAAGGCCCCAUACCAUCUACCGCUCCAGCUGCGAUACGUAAACCUCGGCAGUCGGCAGCAAACAGUUCAUACACUAAGCAUACUGCCAAGACAGUCAAGCGACGUGAAUCUUUGCCUGUAGCGAGCGGCCGGCGAAAGUCCACGACUCCGCUAUCCGUUUCAUCGUCCUGUGCUAGGCGAAAAUCCGCCAUUCUACCCCAGAGGAUCCCCAUCGAACCUGGAGAGGACCCUUUACUCUUACGAGGACCUGAUGGGGAUGAGACGGCCAGAUGGUUGGAGCUUUCUGAAAGAAGCAGAAUGGAGUUGAUGACCACCAGUCGCGAGAGACUAGGUAGCCAACAACCCUCAGAGAUCCUCUCAGCAUCGCUUCGCGGAUCGAGCGCUUCAAGGCAGUCGGAAACUCGAUCGUGGUCAAAACCGCGAUCACUACUUCGACGGUCCGCUACGCCUCGUCCCAUCCUUUUCCCAAGUCCUCCUCAUGAGGUAGACACAAAUCCGAAGACAAGAAUUGAAGACUCGAUGGACGAGGCUCCUGAAUUCGACAUGCCGUUAUUCGAUACUGCUGAUGGUUGGGACUCUGGCGCUUCGGACAAUGAGGUUGAUGACCGUUGCGUUGGAGAAGACACAUUCUUGCACGCUCUUGGAAAGAAUGGAAAGACUUCGACACCGGUGAGGCUCUCAGGGCCACCGGUACGCAUGUCUUCGACAUCGCCUGCCAUCGGAUCCACUCAGGUCGAAUCUGCUGUCAGCGUCGGAACACACGGACUCCUUCCUUCAUCCGUGGACACUGUAGCCUUAGUCUCCGAGCUCAGCGAAAGAGACGGGAGCGAAACACCUCGAAGCAUCAGUGGUCCAGUGGAACUCCCCAAUUCCCCGAGCUUCCGUGUACAAGCUGAUCAAGGUUCAGAAUCAGCACCUAUGGAACAAGGUCACUCUCUGGAAAGCGUGGACGAUGUCGAGACCAGCAUCAUUGUUCAAGACAAUUCGGACGAUGAUAAUCCAGGGUAUAGAAUAUCAAGAUCCCUGAUUGGUGUUGAAGAGGACAACUUCAGCGAGAAGCACGCUUGUCCUGGUUCCGAGCAUUCACCGAAAGACCAGAACAUCGAGGACAUCAUUGCUGCUCAUCUGACACCAGAAGCCAAAAGGGCUUGGCCUACGACCGAUCCGAGCUCGCCCGUUGUGACGCCCAUCCUCAAAGUGGCGACACCCAUGUUGUCUUUCAAGCGUCAGUACGUAACUCGACGAGAUCUUGCCAAAUCCACGUUCACGUUCGAGCUGGCCACCAAGACUUCUGACCGAAUAAAUGAGCAGCAAGAAAUCUGCAACGAUAGCGCAAGCGAUGACGGUAUUCAGAAUGCCAUCGACCGAUCUCUGCUGGCAGAAGAUAUCGAUGGGAUUGGCAUUGAGGAGCCUGAAGCAUCUUCUAAGCUUCGAGAGAUGCCAGACUCUGCAAUCGUUCGUGAUGCGGCUUCAGAUGGUCAGGAUGGUUCCGAGCCCUCAGGCAGUAUAUCUGGAGACGUGACCAUGGAAGCGAAUAGUGACGAAUGGGAUAUCUCAGUCGGACAGGCAAAACCCGAUUUUGGCUCACCAAACGUCGACCCAUCCGCCAUCCUUCCGAGUGCCCAUUCAAUUGCGGGAUCGAUUGCGGGCAGUGACGAAGAUGAUACGGAUGAGCCGGCACGAUAUUCUCGGCGCACAGUUGCUUCUCUCAUCGACGCCAUCCGCUUCAAACUUCCGCCAGCGGCUGAUCCCACGAAAUCCGAUGCACUUGGAUAUCAGGAGCUUGAGAUUGAGGACAAUCUUAUGUCUCGGAAAGAAGAGGAGAUUGAUGCGCAGCAGCAUGUGCCAGAAGAUAUCGUAGAAGAAGCCACGCGAGAGCAGGAGGAGAUGACUCAGGAGAAAGAAGGAGAGGAGACGGAUGUGGUUGCUGUGGUGGACGCGUCGGCUGUCAAUCAGCACGAAGAAUCACGGGGUGUGGAGGACCGGGACAGUGUCGCCAGCCACAUCCCUGAACCUACUCAAGCCGCCUUCGAGUCCGAGUUGUCCAAAAAGUCACCGACCAGGCCUGCCUCGCCUUUUAGACUGACUCCUCUCGAGACGAACCCUCCGGUCCAGACUGGUCGGAAGCUGCCAGAAUCAGGCCCAGAACCCGCUGAUAUCUUAUUGCAAGUUACGGAAACGCCUGCAUCGCUACCUGAAAUUGUGUCCAAUGUUACGGAUAGAGGCGAUUCGAAUCCACCUACUGCCCAGGCGAAGACACACAGGAUAUGCCUAACAUUGGUCCCAAAAGGAGUAAUCAAAGUCGAGCCCGUUUCGCAGACAAUCAGCUUGCUGGGAGGCGCAGCGUUUGCUGAGACGGCUCUCCCUGCUUCGUCUGGCAUGUUCACCGAUCCGCAAGAUGGAGGUCCACAUCUGGAUCCCACAUUGCAUCAUGACCCUUUGCCUGACGUUGCAGCCGAGUCCCCCGUUGUUCCGCUAUCGUCCGCCGAGGCAGACGGCGUGGCAACGAACGAUGUCAGCUCCGGGGAUGCGACAAUCAGCUGUCCAGACGAGUCUGGCGCGUCAAUAGGGCCAAUGGAUACUCCCUCGCCCUUCAUGCCUCCCAGCCAAUCUGGUCGAGAAAGACCUCUUCCUCCGGUCUUGAGGUUUCCUCGAAACAACUCUCCGAAAGGUCCAUCCCUCGAGCUGGUGCUGGCCAGUCGAGUCAAGCACCCUUCUCGACUGUCCAAUUACAUCACUGCGUCAGCUAGCUCAUCUCCGGAGAAGCUCACGGUUGAAGCGGGGAGCAGACUUCCGUCAGAUCCGAUACGGGAUGUCGUCGGAGUGUCAAUGCUCGAGGAAUGUCAGACUGCACGGUCUGCAGUAGCAGAAAUUGCCACUCAACCAGAGGAUGUCAACGAGGGGGAUGUUCUCGCCGCAUGUGGCUCCGCAUCUGCCUCAGCAUUGGGUCUGUCUGGACUAAGUGGACGCUCGGCAUCUUUGUCAGCUCCUGGGCCGUCCUCAGCUGGUGAAAGAUCCCCCGGUUCCCGGUCUUUCCGUUCUUUGGCCGAUGAGAUGGCCACAUCGUCUCAGGGCGAUAUGUCCACUUGGAGCCAGGUUCACGGCUCACUGGUCGAAGUGUCUUCCCUUGAUCCAAGGGCAGCUGCUAGAGCGGCAGCCAUUCUGAAAAUGAACCACGCCUACAUCCAGGACGGGAUUCUUCCAGUCACACCUUCUGCCGCCUCUAUCCCGCUGCCUCUUACACCAUCAACCUCUACAACGCGACGUAUACAUCGGACUCCGAGACCGUUUGAAUCACCCUAUUUUGAGAGUAUCGAGUUAUCACGUCACUUGAGCGAAGAAGAACUCCUUCACGAAGCCGAAUUGGAGAUUGUUGCCAACAGCCGACACCGGUCCAGAGGCCUCAGCAUGGCUAGGGAUAUGGACAAUGGGUACUCGAGCGAUGCUAGCGAGAUGCUAUUACCUGGAGGAUGGGCCAGGACACCUCGCAAGCGCAAAAUGUCAGAAGCGAUGCCUGAGGCUGAUCGGAUCGUUGCAAAGACGUCCCUUCGAUCUACAAUGGGAUCCGACCGGCCCUGGGGAGUGAAGGAGUGGAAGCGGCUGGAAAAGGUGUAUCGAGCGGAGAAAUUGGCGUGGUCUCAGGAUCAAGGUGGUGCUAAUGUGUCACCACCCGGCUGGCUAGGCUGGGCUGCUGCCAAGUUUGGUGCGCCAUCUGCAAAGAACAAGGAAUGGGACAUUGGAAGAGUUGUUCAACGCUUUCUAGAACUCGAGUGCGCUGAAGGAUCUGACGGGGAUUGGUCAUCGACCCUCAUCCGACUCAGAGUCGAGGCGAUCGAGAGGCGACAGUCACGACGCAAAGGCGGCGGUGCCGAUGCUAGGCUUGACGCUCACUCCAGUAAGCGACAGCGAACGAACCUGGAGACCCCAAGACGGCAAGAGGCGACAGACAACUCAAUCGCGAUCGUUCCGCCCAGCACGAUCCGCAGACUCUUCGGUUCCAUCUGGGGUUCAUCGUUCACAGUCGCCCGUUCGGAGAAGAGCGCUGGAGUCAAGGAGGACAAUGCAACUACUCCUGUGUCAUCUAGUCUGACCCUACAGCAAGCCGUCGGAGAGCAAUCUGUCGACCCGCCUUCGAUCACGGCUCCAUCCCAAGUGCAACCCGUGAAGCAAGUCAGGACUUCAACAAUCACCGACUCGACACCGAGUCGGUUCCAACCUGCUCAUCCUUCUUCACCCGCUUGGUCGCCUGCGUUGCCUGUGCCGGGAGCCAUGCCUCGCUCGCCAAAGCCAAAGCCCCCGCCUCUGCACCUUCAGAAGCCAUCUGUCGCUACCGACUCCACCGGACCCAAUGACCCAGCAGGCAUAUAUGGAUCCUCCCCUGUCACUUUGUCUGCUACGUCAUCAACACCUACCAUAAGAACCAAAUCACUGUACCCACCACUUUAUCCCGAUUUGUCAAAACGGGCUGAACCCAUUCGUAAUCUGUUCGAGACGCCCUCUACAACUAGAUUAUCGCCUUCUUCUUCUGUUUCUGUGCCCAUAUCUAUCCCCAGAGGUCGUAUUCCGAGUCCUAGUGUCAAAGAGCUCGCAAAAUCCUUUGAGGACGAAGGUGUCUUGAGUAAAAUGUACAAAGGAAAAGCCAAAGAGAGGGAGAAGAAUGCUCUGCGCCGAGUGCAGAAUAGAGGUGGGUAGACUCUCCAGUUGCCGUAUUUUAUAAUCUAUGCAUACGUAUAGACCUCGAG